GUGAACAUCGAACUCUUGUAUCAGUCUUGGAAUACAUCUCAACGAGAGCAGUUCAUGAUUCUCUAAUACCACCAGCCAAGCUUGGAAAGGAAAUACCGCGUCUAAUAAUGGUUGUGGGAGGUGGAAUGUGUGCAUCAGUCAAAUCAGCUGUGAAGACACUGCUGUUUUUCGUCUUGUUCUGUACCCUCCUACCAGCAUUCGUUAUCAGCUAUGCAACCGUUUCGACAACUCGAAAACUGUGGAUUGCAUUUCUGGCGAAUCGAUACCCGUACUUGAAGUUCGCUCGUACAAAUAACAUCCGAAGCUUAGUGGAUACUUCUAGGAAUCCAGGAGUUUUUCAUAUACUUUUGCAGGUUGAAGGAGUGUUGGACAUCCAUGCGAUCAGAGCUAAAAUAACCGAUCACGUUCUGGCCCGGCGUGAUCACUAUGGUAGACCGUGCUUUUCAAGGCUAAAGUUCCCUCUGAUUUCCUGUUGGGGCCAAUAUGCGUUUGUGAAGAAAACCAAGGAUUUCAACAUCGACAAUCACAUUAUUCUUGCGCCUUCGUUACAUCGAGGUCGUCCUUUAACUGAGGCUAACCUUCAAGACUAUGUGAGCGACAUCAUAUCUAAAUAUAUGCCACCGGAGAUACCUCCUUGGCAGAUUUUUUGCAUUCCGAUGGCAUACGGGGGAACGGCCAGUGGUUCAGCAGAAUGCGACGCUAGUGCUCCCUACUAUUACCUGUUGUACCGUAUUCAUCAUCUUCUUCUGGAAGAGCAACAAAACCUAAGAAUCUCUGACCUGCUUCUGAUAGACAGACGAAUUGAAAACGAGAAGAGAAUUUCUGAUUGCGACUCUAUAUUUGCCAAUUUGCUGGAACGUCCAGUCUACCUGCCCCGAAUUUGGAAUGACAUAGGUGCCACCAUCAGCAACAAAUGGAACGAAUUUAUCUACCAACACGAUCCUUUGGAAUCGCCUGACAUUGAGAAGAAGCACAUUGCCGGAGUACAACAGCUCGUUUCGGUAGUCUUGAUAGCAGUGGUCACAGUGGUGUCAGACUUCUCCAAAGGAUUCUCCAAAGUUCCGGGCAAUCCGUUGAUGAAGAUAGACUACCUCAAAUCGCUAAUUGAUCGUGAAAUUCAACGAAGGAAUCUUAAUCUGCGUACCAUUUGGAAUGCCAUAAUGAUGUCCAUCGAUCCAAUCAAUGUUGUAAAAGAAUUAAUAUUUCUAUUUUGGAAAGUUGGUGCUACCCUAACGUUGAUGCUGCCCUGGUACGUGUUCCAGGAAAUGGAAGCCGUAAGGAUCUACAUUUUGAUGAAGAAAAUCAAACGGAUCACGCUGAUCGGAUUCGCACUGGAGUAUCUGCCGGUUUGCUUCGGAGCAUUCCUUGAGUAUUGGAAGGGAGUGAAACUUUUCUAUUCAGCUCCUAAGCUAGUCUUCGAAGAGCUGUUCGAACAUAAGCCAAACACUGAACACUACUUACAGAACGUGUCGCUAUGCGGGAGAAAGGUUGUGUCCUGGUCGGAAAGAGUUCGAUCAACUGAACUUCAGGCGACCCGUUCGGAUCAACCUGCAGCUCAACGAACAGGAUUCUUACGGAGUACCGCACGGAAUAAGCCACUAAGUGAUAUCGAAGUUUUGCUCGGUGUUAUGUCCAAAUCACUGAAAGCGCUAUGCCAAGAAGGAGACGGCAAAAUACCCUCUAUGAUUCAGAUAAGUGGUCGUUGCAUGCUGGAGGACUACCUCUUCGGCCUCACCAACUAUCAAACUGGCAAUAGUGGAUUUGUAUCGCUUAAUCUCCCCAUAGCUGUUGAGAACAAUCAACAGCUGUUGCAAAACAUCCGAUCGUCCAUCGCACAAAUACGACGGCAGCAAGUUAUGCUUAAUUUUCUGACCAUAGCGCAGCUCAAGCAUGACUUCCUGACGGACGGAUUGCCUCUGGUGGUGAUGAAACUACUGAUGAAUUAUCUGUCGCGACGUUUUGCCGUCACGGUGACCGAAGUGAUUGAGAAUCGAAACGUUGGACAAUACCGAAACCUGCUGGGCCACGGGAUCAAGGACAUCAUCUACUUCAGACCACCUCAGUCGAAUACCAGCGUAUCGAUCACGGUUCAGAAGUUCAACGACGAGAUUCGAUUCGCUUGCAUGACCGAUUCUCAAAUCAAUCCAAAGCACUUGGCUUUGACGGCAGGCUUUCGGAAACAUCUACAAGACUUCCAGCAGCUCUAGCUGCUCUUAUAGUUUCAUAAGAAAUAUAAUUAAAGUAACAUAUAUUUGUACGAGUAAUAAAUGGAUUAAAUACCUUA
This is a messenger RNA of Aedes aegypti (yellow fever mosquito), 2284 nucleotides long. RefSeq lists its product as uncharacterized. NCBI's taxonomy places the organism in Eukaryota, Metazoa, Arthropoda, Insecta, Diptera, Culicidae. The transcript is spliced from 6 exons. The record is from RefSeq and is a predicted model, not a curated record. Gene Ontology annotation, cellular component: plasma membrane. Gene Ontology annotation, biological process: triglyceride biosynthetic process. Bases 108 to 2207 code for a protein of 699 amino acids. Gene Ontology annotation, molecular function: long-chain-alcohol O-fatty-acyltransferase activity; diacylglycerol O-acyltransferase activity.